UCUACUAAAAAUACAAAAAUUGAGGUGCCGCUGUUGCUGCUCGUGUUGAAUCUAGAACCGUAGCCAGACAUGGGACUGGAGGAUGAGCAAAAGAUGCUCACCGAAUCCGGAGAUCCUGAGGAGGAGGAAGAGGAAGAGGAGGAAUUAGUGGAUCCCCUAACAACAGUGAGAGAGCAAUGCGAGCAGUUGGAGAAAUGUGUAAAGGCCUGGGAGCGGCUAGAGCUCUGUGAUGAGCAUGUAGCCUCUCGAUCACAUACAGAAGAGGAUUGCACGGAGGAGCUCUUUGACUUCUUGCAUGCAAAAGACCAUUGCGUGGCCCACAAACUCUUUAACAACUUGAAAUAAAUAUGUGGACUUAAUUCACUCCAGCCUUCAUCAUCUGGGCAUCAGAAUAUUUCCUUAUGGUUUUGGAUGUACCAUUUGUUUCUUAUUUGUGUAACUGUAAGUUCACAUGAACCUCGUGGGUUUUGGCUUAGGCUGGUAGCUUCUAUGUAAUUCGCAGUGAUUCCAUCUAAAUAAAAGUUCUGUGAUCUGCAAAAA
Messenger RNA from Gorilla gorilla gorilla (western lowland gorilla), 540 nucleotides. RefSeq names its product ubiquinol-cytochrome c reductase hinge protein like (gene UQCRHL). Gene Ontology annotation, biological process: mitochondrial electron transport, ubiquinol to cytochrome c. NCBI's taxonomy places the organism in Eukaryota, Metazoa, Chordata, Mammalia, Primates, Hominidae. The transcript has a single exon. Bases 70 to 345 code for a protein of 91 amino acids. The record is from RefSeq and is a predicted model, not a curated record. Gene Ontology annotation, cellular component: respiratory chain complex III.